UGUUCUCGACGUCGCGUUCAUCGUAGGGAGCCAUUAGCCUCGUCCGCGUUAAGCAUCGUGCCAUAUUCCCAUUCGCGCCGUAAUACUAACAACAUUCUCGUAGUUUUAAGUGAAAUAUUAUGAGAGUGAAGACCGAAAUGGACGACGACGAAAAGGGAAAGCUGUUUGUCGGUGGUUUGUCGUGGGAGACAACACAAGAAAAUCUUCAACGUUACUUCGGUCGUUAUGGCGAAGUAAUUGACUGCGUUGUUAUGAAAAACAGUGAAUCUGGACGCAGUCGUGGUUUUGGAUUCGUGACAUUUAGUGAUCCAGCUAAUGUUCCAUUAGUUCUUCAGAAUGGACCGCAUCAACUUGAUGGGCGCACAAUUGACCCAAAACCAUGCAAUCCACGCACCCAGCAAAAGCCGAAACGCAGUGGAGGCUUUCCAAAAGUUUUCCUUGGUGGCUUACCAAGCAACGUGACUGAAACAGAUUUGAGGUCAUUCUUUACCCGUUUUGGUAAAGUUAUGGAGGUUGUCAUAAUGUAUGAUCAAGAAAAGAAGAAAUCGAGAGGAUUUGGCUUUCUCAGCUUCGAGGAUGAAGAUGCAGUGGACCGAUGCGUAGCGGAGCAUUUCGUCAACUUGAAUGGAAAACAGGUUGAAAUCAAACGUGCAGAACCACGAGAUUCUUCUAGCAAAAUGAAUGACAGCCAUCAAGGUCAAUGGGGACCACCUCAACAAGGUGGGCCUCCAAUGGGUAUGGCCGGGAAUAUGGGACCUAUGGGUGGUCCAAAUGGACAGAUGGGUGGACCUAUGAUGGGGGGUCCAAUGGGUCCACCAGGAAACAUGAUGCAGCAGUAUCAAGGUUGGGGUACCAGUCCUCAGACUGGAGGAUAUGCUGCUGGAUACACUACUCAAUAUAAUUCUCAAGGUUGGGGUGCGCCUCCUGGUCCUCCACAACAGCAACAAAUUCCACCACCACCACAUCAUCAGUGGGGUAGCAGUUACAAUGUCCAGCCUGCAGCAGCUACUCAAGGGUAUGGAAGCUAUGGUGGGCCGGCGGCCGCCGCUUCAGGGGGCUAUGGGCCCACGGCGGGUACUGGCGGGGCUGCGGGGGGCGGGCCCGGGGGUUCUUGGAACUCCUGGAACAUGGCACAAAACGGUCCUCCUCCUGGGACCCAGCCACCACCUCAGCCCCCUCAGCCUAACUCCUCGCAGCCCAACUCCAACUCGAACCCCUCUGGCCCGCAGGGUGACAUGUAUUCGCGACAGACCACCGGUUCAGGUGCACCUGGGUCCAGUAGCAGUUCAGCUAAAACUCCGGAUUAUACUGGGUACUCUGCAUAUGGUAAUUACGCUGACACCAGUUAUCCUCAGCGUUCGUAUCAAGGAGGAGAAAGCAACCAAGGAAAGUGGAGAAUGCAUCUGCCCGAGUUUAUAAAACGGAAGCGCCAAGGAAAAGAGGGUGUUAGGUUCUAGAAAUAUUGAUUUCAUUGAUCGCUCGCGACAACGGCCCAUGAUCUUAUUGGGUUUCAAAGGUACUGUGGAAACAAUUGAAACCGCACGUUUAAAACUGAUAAACAGAGAGGAAUAAAUAGCAAAAAAAAAGCAAGACGAACAAAAUACCAGGACAAAGAGUAAAUGGACACCCAUGGUGCAAGUAAAUUUUUGUAUGGCACUGGGAUAGAGGGUAGGAAGCGGAAUAUAGAAGUAUUAUAAGAGUUAGAUUGAAUGGAAUAAGUAAAAUAAAGCAAAUAAAACGAAAGCGAGUGUAAAGAAUAAGGGAAUGCUGAACAUUAAUUACUUACCAGCAUUUGAGCGGGGGAUGGAUGAAAUUUCGUUUUGAGAAAUUUCUUCUCAGUGGAUGGCACAAAUUUCGAUGCUCGUUCACCUUUUUGAUACUUUUAGUGAACACUUCGGUAAUUUGAAAAUAAGAAUAAUUAAAUAAAAGAAAUAUUAUAUUACGGUCUGCAGUGCAAGGCCAAUGAAUGACUUUUGAGACACCCGUCCCUCCACGAUCUCGUAUUUAUUAAAAUAAAUAUGCUGGAACGAAGGGAAAUGAAAACGUAAUGAGUAAUUAAUGAAAUAAUUAAGUAAGGUGUUCACACAGGCUGACUUAUAAUCUAAACUACAGAGAUAGUGUAAAAUAAAUAGAUCCUUUUAAUAUGAUGUAUGUAUAUCUAUAACUUUAUUGACAGCAGGCUGCAGUUUUCUUAAGCAUGUUUUUUUUCUCCUUUCCUUUUUGUUUUAUUAUUUUCACGUUGUAUCUCUAAUACUAUACAAUAUGUUAGGCAUAUUGACGAUUAGUUCCUUUUUCUUUUAUUCUCUUUCACUUGUGACUUUUUCUAAUCUAAAUCUGGUCCUUUUCCGUUUCCAUGUAUCUGAAAAAAGUUUAUUGUUUUUGGAGGGAAGAGGACGAGAAAGGAAGCGAAAAAAAAGAUAUCGAAUUUUUUAAUGAAGAUUAAAAAAAAAAAAGAAAAUUUGUAUAAUAAGAACUUUUGAAUCGUUAGACACGUUUCUGUACGGUCGUAUUGCAUCAAAUAUGGAAACUAGUUUAUUUUUUACCUCGGAUUUAUAAUAGUUAAUUAUUAGGCACCUUUAAGACUACAAUUAUUGUUACUAUUAUUAUUACUUCUAUGAUAAUUAUUACUAUUAUACUACUAUUAUCAUUAUGAACUAUUUACAGCUAUUUAUCACUAUUUACUGUUGCGACUGCUCCUACUGCAACCAUUAUGAUUGCACUACUAUACACGCUAUUAUUACUGUCUAUGAUAAUUAACAAAUAUUGUACGAUGAUGCUUAUAAGUGUUUAAAUUCUAGAUGAUUAGAUAUGAAAGAGAUCAUGAUAUCUGCUGGAUGGAGGGAAGGGUAUUUGUAAUUUGUGCGGUGUACUCGGCGGGGGGCGUCGAUCUGAAAAGUCUACCUGAUUAAAUAUAUGACUUAAUUGUAUUUACUCUGUAGGAUUUACCAUAGUUCUAAACAAGGAAUAUUUCGGAAGAAUGCUCUCAAAUGCUCAUGUUUAUUACUGAGCGAGUCGCGUUGUGUCUUACUUUGUCAAUAAGAAUUGCAAGUAUUGCGCUAAUGUAAUUUUAAAUUUUUUACGAGGUCACACUAUAAUCAGUAGGUUACAAUUAAUAACGGAUCAACAAUUUGCGUAAGCUUCCUCACUAUUGAUCUCAAUACGAUUUAGCUUUUUCUUUCCCUUUAUGGCAUCUGUUCUUUCUCUCGUCAAAUUGUCGUAACUUUAACUACUUUUUUUUUCGUUUCUACAUUUUUUUUUUUUUAUUAUUUCAGCUUGCCAUAUUUCUCGUAACACACAAAUUCGUAAUAAGCGGUGCGAAUUUUUUUUGUGUAUGUCAUUGAUCGACUUUGAAAUCAAUUAACUCCUGUACUUAUCCUCCGCAUUGUCUAUUUAAACUGCUCGUUACCAUUUUCGGAUUCGAUACGUUUAAUUAACAGUAUCGCGUAGCAUCGUAGAAACAGAGAUAUGUAAAAGUCGAUGGGAUGAUGAGAAAGCAUUAACAAACGCGACUCGUCGAAACUUCUGGGAUCAACGCAAUAACACAUUUACUGACUAAACUAAAGACAAGAAAAGACGAGUAGGGAGCUCAAUCAAAGUAAAACCACCUUUUACACUAAUUAUUAUGGUAAUUACACGAAACACGUAAAACAUAACCGUACUCUCAACAGAUACACACGUAACACGUACACUUCUACGCGCAUAAAGAAGUAAACUAAUUAAACAGAGGCCACAAGUUAUUGAACAUCCAAAUAAUAGUAAAUUAAUAAGAUGCUAAAAGUAGAUAAUGAAAAAAAAAAGAAUUAAAAUGAAAGGGCGAUGACUUUGUGGUUGUACUAAAUAAUACAUUAUUUAAUACCUACUUGAGAGGCAGAGAGCGAGAGAGGGAGAGAAAGAUGAGAGAGAGACUGUGAGAGCAGCAAAUUUAAAUAGCGAGAGAGAGAGAGAAAGUUUUUAUCUUUACGGCUGUUUUUUCAGAACUUAUUUUAUAAAGUAAUAUAAUAAAAGAACGUAAAUGAAAAAGCCACUAGUAUAUCGAUUAUGAUUAUAAUUAUUACUACUAACUAUUGUAUUCCUUACUAUUAUCGAUUUUUAAAAUAAAGUUAAAGCGUAUAAAUUUAAAGGAUUUUUAAGUGUAUGCAAAGCGUUAGGAGAAAGUGAUCAUAAUAACAUUUGAUUUAUAGACGUAUUAACGAUAUAAUUAAUGUGUUUGCUGGAAUCGGUAAGCCAGGUAAAUUAAUUUAUAUUAUAAUUAACGAGUCUCAGAGGGAUGAUUAAAUUACUCUAGUACGAAGGGACGGGAAAUGUGAGGGAGAAAAAAAAAAGUAAAUAAUGACACAAAGUUAAAUGGCUGCCUUGCCGCACUUGUAUAUACAUAUAUUUUAGGGUACGCUGGAAAAGUAUAAUAUCGAGAUAAUAAGCGAAAGUGGUAGCAAUGGAUUUGAAAAAAAUACACACAAAAUGAUGACGAGAAAGCGGGACUAUUCGAAUAAUUGACAAUUAAUAAUUAUAACAGAUAAUAUAUUUAUAUUUAACGCGAUAUUAUUAGUAUUUUUCAAUACAGAAAUAAUGCAUCUAAUUAACGUAAUAGGUAGCAAAUAGGGAAAAAUACUUUGAUUCUAGCUGUUGUUACUAUCUGUCGUAAUUUCGUCGUUUUUACGAAUUACGACUUGCUCUCAGGGUUGUUACUGUCUUUUUUCCUCUUUUAUCUUUUAGUCUUCUACCUUUUUCAAUCACUUUUUUUAAUAUUCUCCCUGUCUAAGAUUUCACUUCCUGUUAGAAUCUUUGAAAAUGAUUGUAUUUAUACUUUUUUAGGUUGGUAUCUUAUUUCUCUUCUCGUUAUGUCUUUUUUUUUUUGUUAAUUCUUUUUUGUUAAAUAAAUAGGCACUGAACUCAGUAUUUGAAGGAAGCAUUCUCAAAUGUUUUUUUUUUUUUUUUAAAUCAUUUUAUGGGCGGUGUAAUGCGGAAAAGGAUGGCUUUUGCUGUAAAAUAUUUAUUGUUGAUUCGUAGGACUGAAACACUUUUUAUUUCAUGUAGAGAAGUAAUAAUUGUACAUUAAGGUUUAAGUAAUGGGAGGCGGGAGAAAAUCACAUACAGCUAGAUUUAAUUCUUCGUUACUUUUAAGACAUUACCAACAGGGAGAGUAAAAGAAACAAACAAUUCAACUUUAUAAACAAUGUUAGAUGUGUAAUUUUUACAAUUUUUACACUUUUGCAUGUUUUAGUAUUUUCCCUCUACUUUACCGAAUCAUUUACUAUUUAAAUAAUCUUGCUGUCUGUUUCGCGUAUUGAAAUAAUAAGAUAAUGUUUAUUCAUUUGUUCAUGCAUUUCAUAAAUUCGUUUAAUCAUUGUCUCUUCUAUGUAUUUUUUUUCUUGUUUUGUCUUUGCGAGGAAUUUCUUAAAGAUAUAUAAUAUAUUUAGUUAAUUCACCGUUUGCCUUAAUUUAAUUAGAUAGUGCACGCAUUCAAUAUUUUUAAUAUAACGAACUUAGUUUGCAAGGUAAUUAAAUAAUAAAAAAGAAAAAGAGUUAAGCAUUGAAUAUUUAAAGAUGAGAUACGAUAAAUAUAUUAUAAUUCCGGGGGCGUUACAUGUCUGUUUUUAACGUUAACACAUACUUGACGUCCCGCUCACUGAAGACUGGUCAUUAUAAUUAAAUGUUAUACUUAAAUAACUUACUAUUCAUAUUGUAAUUUAUACAAGAAACAGUUUUUAUCGAUGAGUUUAUCUUGUACUUUUAAUGGAUAUUUAAUGUAAUUAGUUGGUAUCACAACGACGUAUUGGCUAUUGCAUUUCUACACGCUUAUUAUUGUAUUUCAAUUGAUUCUUCUAACACAUUCGCAUUUUUCCCCCUCUUGUUUGUUGGCUUAGUAGGCGAGAAAGAACAACGUCGAAAUUCGAUAAUAGAGUACAUAUAUUUGCCACGAAUCAAAACGGCACGAAACUACGUGGGCAUUUUUCCAAGUUGUAAGGAAUAACGUUCGGGAAAGAUCUGUUGGUCGCACGACAAUGUAUUUUUAACUUUCACGUUGAAAUCAUUUUUAACUAUCAUUCAAAGCACAAAUUCCAUCGAUGAUAGGUAAUAACCAAAAAGAAAGUUAACCACUGCCUGAGCUUGUUCCUUGUCUAUCAUCGGUUUCGUUGCAUGAUCAGUUAACGGCCCCAGAAUUUUGUAACUUUUCGAGCUGUUGCCAAUUGUAUCUUAAAUAUUGCGAGGCACAAAGAAAAGCAACAGAGAACAGAACAAAUGAAACGUCGAUUAAAGUUGAAAAUUGUUUAACACUCAGUUGAUCGCGUUCGAAUGAAACGAUAAGAGAAAGCUAGGAAAGGGAAGAAUGGACGAGUUGUCAUUGGUGUAGCAUUCAGGUAGUGCAAUGAUUUCGGUAUUACACGAAAAGGUAGGCGGAAUACACGUGAUUUCAGAUAGGAAGGAAAAACACGAAAUAGAACAAAAUUAAAUAAUAAGGAAGGGAAUGUGUGUCAUAUAUGUAUAUGCAUAUAUAGACGUACAUACACUGUUAGAGACACACGAGUACACUGGUACACACCGUGAAUAUUCUAAAUUACGUUUACAGUAGAUGCAGUUAAGGUAUUAAAUUCUAAUUCUGCAAAGUGAUUUUCUGCGCGCCUGUUAGGACGACGUAAUUGUUGUCGAAAAAGGAAACUAAUUAAUAAUAAUAAUAAUAAUAAAAAAAAGAGAGAAACCUGUAUAGUAGCGAAGGGAAAACGUAGAAAAUUAAAGGGAAAAACAAAAAAAUUGAGGACACUUCAAGUUUUACAAUAAGAGAGAGACAGGUAGAGAGAAAAAUUCUAAAUGUACUACGUUUAUGUUAAGUACCCUGCUAUAAGCGCGAAAGAAAGAAACUUUAUAUCGACGUAUAGAUGGUGUAUAGGCGAACCGUUUAACGACACGUUGUGUGCGCAAGAAAAAUCGACACGUGUACACACACUCAUCGACACACAUGUUCACACACCACUCCACACUACUACAUUAUAAAAUGCUUCACAUUCUGAGACUAAGGGCUUUGGGAGGGAGAGAAUUCGAAAAAGAAAGAAAAAGGGGAGGAAAACGUUUCUAGAGAUUCUUAACGAAACCGUGAGUGCAUUAGCGGAUUGGAGAAACGAUCGAAUAGGAACGACUAAAUAAUAAUAAGACUUGUUUCUUCCUGAAAUGUUACACGAGAGAGCCACUAACCGCAAAAGAAAAAUUCAGCAUGAACGAAAAGUAGAAAAAGCAACAAACAAAAGCAGACACACAAUUAAACAAUAAAGAAAACGGGAGAAAAACGAAAUUGAUAUAUCUUUAUUUCGCUGGAGAAAAAUGAAACAAACGAGAAACGAUUAUCCGCUUUAGUGAAUGGAAUUCCUACAGUUUGGAAUGCUUUGUCUCGCAUUGAACGAACGAGAAUCGAUCGAUCUACUUUUAUCAUAUUUUAGUGUGAAGUAUAAGAUAAAAUAAACGUAAAGAAAUGAAAUAAAGUCGACGAUGACGAUUGUAACGAUAAUAAAUGAAAUUGUUAACUGUAAUAACAUGACCUGUAUACUUGUAACUUUUAGCAUUAUAUUGGUAAGAUCGUGCCCCCCUGUACGAGACAAACGAUUAGAAUAUUUAUAGUGGAACGAUAGAUAAAUGUGAAACGACGACGAAGAAAAAUAAGGAAAUAUGAUUAAAUGAAAAUGAUAUAUGUUAGUAAGAUUACGGUCGCAUCGGCUGCCAGUCGAGAAAAGUAAACGGCCUAGCCGAUGUGACUAUGAAACGGCGAAAAAGUAAUACGUAUCCAUGUUCAUCAUGUUUUACCUCAGAUUUAAGGAUACAUUUAAGGAUCUUUACGCUCGCACGCUUUCUGUCCAUCUCAUUCCCAGUGACCUAGGCUAGAAAAAAACUCUCUGUACCGAAUGGAGUGUACGACUUUUCAAUCGUGUUAAACGAAUAACACGCUGUCAAGAAUUUCAAACAAAAAUUUCCUUAGCUAGAAAAAAUUGCACGGAAAUUUCUUUUUUCGAAAUAUGUGUAUCCAUAAUCCAGACGAAGUCGAACACUCCAUUAUCAGCACAGUAGCAGUAAAAAAUAUAUAUAUAUAUAUAUACAUACAUAUAUAUAUAUACACACACCAGGCCAAAGCGCAUUGUCUCUACCUUUAAGAAUUCUCUUAAGGAAGAGUCUAAGAAACUAGAGUUGUAGAAUCAAGAAAGAGAGACGAAAGAAGUAAAAAAAAAAGAAAGGAAAACAGGACAGGAUAAAGAGAGAGAGGAAGGAAAGGAAUAAUUAUGUAGGAGGAGUAAGCACGAGAAAAAGAAAUUAAGAGCGAAAAAUAUUACAGAUUGAGAGGGAGAGAGAGAGAGAGAGCGAGAGAGAGAGCGAGAGAAGAUUUUUUGUCGCGGUGAACAUUAUAAUAUUAUGCGCGUUUACUGAUAAUAACGAUUUAAUGAACGAUGAUUGAUUAUUAUUAUUAAUUACUAUUAUUACACACAAUACAGAGAGUGGAGAUGUUGAGAGAGAACACAUGUUUACAUACUAUUCUGUAUAUAUACACGUAUAUAUACAAUUUUUUAUAUAUAUGUAUAUAUAUUCCAAAUAUAUAUGUAUAUAUACAUAUAUAUGAUAUAUAUAUUAUUCAUUGCAACAUAUAUGUAUGUACACGCACUCGUAUGUCUGCUCGUGUAAAUGUAUAUCUUUUAAAAAAGCAGGACAAAAUAUAUCGAUAUAGGGGCGUACGUAUUUCUUUUUUAAAAAAAAGUUAUGUACAUUUUGCAUGCACAGCCAUUCGUGCAUGCGUAAUGUCGACAUAUUAACGUCUAUGUAUACCACAUAUAUACACUUCUGUACACACUACAAUUUUCUUCGAUCUGCUUUAUUUUUCUUUUUUUGUUUUGAUUCUACUAUUGAGGGAAAAUGGCUGUAUAAAAAGAAAGAGGGAAGGUGGUGGGAAAAAUCAUUGAAAAAAAAAAAGGGAAUUUAACGGUUGAUAUUCAGACAUUGUAAUUCGGAACGGAAGAAGAACAGAUGAGAUAAGCAAAUACGUUAUUAGUCUUAAUUAGUUGUGAAUAAAGAAAACAAAAGGGGAAGGUAAUGGACGGAGAGAGAGAGAGAGAGAAAGAGAGAAAAGGAGAGGAUGAGAAGAAUAGAAGAAACGUGUUCGGUAGGGAGAGAGUGAGAGAAAAGUGUAAGAUUGUGUGCGAAAGAGAGAGACAGAGGGUAAAUUAAUUAGUCUUUAAUUAAACGGGGAGGAAAGGGUAGCAAAUUGCAUUCAAAAUAUACACAUUUUUUUCGAAGCAUGUAUUACGUCUCGAUAAAAACAAAUAUUUUUAUCUUUCUUUUCUUUUCUGUACAGAUACAUUUAAUCGAUUUGCGCAUUGCCGUGUUAACUAUAGUUUUAGCUUUUAGUUAAUUCGAUAACUCAACUAUUUCUUGGAGACUGAACGUAGUCUUUAUCUUCCUAAACGAUAUUUAACGGUGGGGUGUACGCAUGGUUCGAUCGAUAAAGUCAAGUUGGGUGGUGAGUUAUUCAGCCGAGUCGUAUUAUUCGAUUUGUUUUCGUUGUGCUAACGAGACACGAUUACAAUUCACAUUCAAAUGUAUAGUGCUUGAAAACAGCGUAUAUAUGUGUAUGUAUACAUGCGCAACAUUGUCUAUGAAACAUGUGGGAGUCAUUAAUUUUCGCAUGCGUAGCACAGAAGUCGACAAAGAAAAUUGGGUAAAUACUACAUAAAUAUAUAGAGAGGUGUGUGGGUUUGUUAUUACGAUUCGCUAUUUUUCAAUUGCUGCUACUUUUAUUAUUGUCAUUGCUGUCACUCCAUAGUAGAAUUUACUUACGUAGUAGUUGUUGCUAAUGCUAUUAUUACUCUUCUACUUUCCUCACAACUAAGAUUAUCGCUAUUCACUUGUGCAAAUAUUGCUUUUCCUUUUUUCAUAUUUUAAUCUAACUAUUUCCUAAUUUUCUUGCUCUACUGUCCUUUUUCGUCAGGGUUACAUGAUUUUAUGUGUUAAAACUACAAUAGAAUAUCAAUGACUAAUGGUCGUAUCUAGCAACAAAGGUUCGUAAGGUCGACUAUAUAAAAAUAUAAAGAUCAGAUAUGCAUCUUGUUGGUCGUCACAUUUACAUUCUCGUCCGAUUCGUAUGACCGUCACGUUCGUCUGAACGUGUACCAUUUACUUUCCGAAACGACGUGAUAAGUUGAAAGAUAAGAGUAGUUAUAAAUCAUGUUAAUAGGUCGAAUUGUUAGCAGACAGUGGAACGAUCCGUAAAUUUCUUUUUUUCUUUUUUUUUUUUUAAAUAAAAUGAUAAAAAGAGGACAAACCGAGAGAAAGGGAGAGAGAGAGAAAGAAAGAGUGAGAGAGUGAGAGAAUGAGAUUUUUGGUAUCAGAAUAAAAGCUGCUAGCAAUUUCUGUAAUCUACUACCGUUUGGAUACAAUUUACUCGCAAGCAUCAUCUUUUUAGAAUACUUUUAGAGAUAAUGAAAAAAGAAACAAACGAAAAUGGAACGCAAGAGGGAUACUCAGAUGUUUUUUAAUCGUUCUUAAGGAUUUGUCGAAUAACAUAUACCUCAUUGUAACUAAUGAACCGUGAUUUUCAACGAGGCGCCAGCUGCUUCUUUUUUAUUCCUGGAGUUCCUAAACGUGUCGGUCCUUUCGUAAUAAGUCCUUCGCUCGUUAGCUGAUAUCGCAGACAGCCAGGCCGUCGAUUUUCGUCGACCAUUACGUUACGUGUUACAUACAAUUAAAUGGUAUUAUUCCACUAAAGAUGUAAAUUACUAACCGCUAAGGAAUUAACGUGUUACGAGAUUUUUCACACUAUAGUUAAGCAUAUUCACGCAGACACACAGAGACAGGCACGUCCGCAUUCAUUCAACGCCUCUUUCUAUGAUACUUCCGCGAUCGUGAGUUACUAGACAAAUCAAAAGAAAUAAUCGAGUAGCCUGUAGAAAUUUUGUACAGUCGAACGUUUGUUCAGUCCAUAGAUUAACGCUUAACGUCAGUCUCUCAGAUCACGUAUAUAAUCGUAACGAUAGGUUAGUUUUCUUUCCCGUUUUCUCUUUCUAUUUUCUCAAAAUAACAGCCAAGUCCGAGAGAUCGAUGUUACGGGUUAAGAAAAAGAAGAAAUCUCGACGUUUCAGACUGAAACUCUCUAAGCGAUUAAGAAUAGUUAUUACUCUCGCCUUGAUUUUCACGCAUUAUUUGCAGAACCGGCGAAGAGAGAUGCUAUGGUAGCUCACGAUUAGACCGUUCAAUUUUAAGUAAGUCAGCCUCUAAGCAAUUCGGGACCCGAAAGAAACGUUUUUCGAUUAAGUACUAGUUAAUUAUAAUACGUAAUUAAUUCCUAGGGAUAUCGUGAUCGGGCAGAAGUACAACGUUAAAAAAACGACUGAAUCGAAUGGAUUAAAAAGUUGGGUGCAGAUUGCGGGGAUUACAUAUGACUGGGGGGGUGGGGUGGAGAGUAGAAUUUUUCAAUAAGAAAGAAUCAUGAACGAAGCCUUAAAAUGCAGAUAAACAAAAAGAAAAACGGUACUUUUACUCUUCGUAUAGAAAUCUACUGGUUAAUAUACUUAGACGGUACGUCCAGAUCAGAAAGAUACAAAACUUGUUAGAUUGUUAUUACUGAUAUUAAUCGAUUAAUUGAUUAAUUAAUUAAGGGAUUUAACGUAAUGGUUUAUUAUCGAAUUAAACAAGCAACCGUUCUCUAGUUGGAUACGCAGAUACGUAUCUUUCUAUCAGCUGAAUUCGUGUCGGAAUAAGUUCACCCUUGCAUUUAGCAUUCGUAAUGACGAGUGCCGCCGCGACAAACGUGACCGUCAUGCGACCAGAAUUUCUAUGAUAUUCAAUGUGCUCGAAAUAGUAAAUGUGACGACAACGGAGGACAUUUUUCCGUUUUUAGGCUUAGGCAUAGUUCAGUGAACUUGGACAGGUCGCGAAAAAAGAUACAGAAUAUAAUAGAAUGUUGAAGAAUUUGUACACACAAGCGUACUUUGCUUGAACUUAAUUAGAAGACCACGUUACCCUUAUUAGAGACAAGUAUGCAUAUAUCUGUACACCGUUCGACUAUAAAAUCGACAUAAUCGACGGUAUAAAACGAGAUUCGAUAAACACGAUAGGUUUUUACGAGUCUUGUAUGCGCAUGCACUAAUCCUUUUACCAUAGAAUUAACUGUUUGUACUUUAACGAGUAAUAUUUAAUAUUUCGAUGUGCAUCUAUCAAUAUACGUGUGUACGUACGUACGUAGAAAAAGAGAAAUCGCGAAGAUAAAUAGAAGUUUCCGUGUAUAAUUAUAACUUAAGGAAAACAACAAAAUAUUAACGAGAGAAUAAAUCAGGGCCGGCUGGUGGUUGGAACGAAUUUUCGAUAACUCUGUCUAUCGUAGCACGUGUUUAAGAUUCCAUAAUUUUAUUUGCUAAGAUGUUAAUUUUAACGAUGGAAAUUAGUUAUCUGAUAAUAGUUGCUAAUUACGUUUGAGUCCUGACUGAAAAAUAUGCGAGUACAACUAGCUUCGAACAUAAGCAAGGCUGAAACGAAUGAAAUUGACUUUGCUCAUUCCAAGAAUGUCGAGUCCUAUGAAACGGUCCUAAUAAGACUGACGCUCUCGGACAAAACGAAAAAUAACCAAAAAAAAAAAAAACAAAAUAAAUAGAGGAAUAUCUUAGAUGAAACAAAUCGUAAAAAGUAAAAGUAAAGAUAUGUUGUAUCGUCAAAACGAUUCCUACGGUAAGUCUUAAUUUUCGCGUUUAAAAGACCAUACUCUUUGCUUAUUUAAUCAUUACGGUACUUUUUCGCUGAGCAAAAUACGUCCAACGACCACUGCCCUUUAAAAGGAAAACAGCUUAAGCAAAGAGAGGACCCUUUUUUCGCGUAGGUUAACGAAAAAUUCUUCAAUCUGAGAUUCUCAGAAAUGAAUAUCGAAAAAGGAGGCGAGGGUUCGUGUAAAGAAAAAAGAUGAUAAGAAGAAGAAGAAGGGGAAAAACGAAGAACGAAAAGAUGAAAAAAAAAAAAGAAUUGUAAAUCAGUGUUAAUUAUUCGAACUGAAAGGAAGCGCCUCUGCUUUUUCUCCUGCGAACGAUACGUCGAUUUGGAAAUAUUGCCGUGUCACUUUAGGCUUAGGAUUAUUAAACGUGAAACAAAAGGGGGAGGGGACGUCGAUGAAACUAUUAAAGGUAAAAGAAGUGUCAAAGUACUGCUACGAUUUAUCAAACUAUUUACUAUUUACGACUAGUAACACUUAAACAAGGAACCAUACUGUUGUUGUUAUUAUUUUCUAUUGUAAUUAAUUAAUUAUCACGAAUUACAAUGGCUUUACUAUUUUCUUGAAUAAAUGCCUAUAUCUACAGCUUCUCGAGCGCGUUUCAGCGUAGCUUAAGUUUAUAUCAGAAGAGGAGAAAACGAGGGAAUGAGCGGUUGAUUAAAUCAUUCGACAGUGAGAUUGUAUGGCAUGGAGAGUAAAAAUGGCGGAGAACGAGAUAUGGCGAGAUGGAGGGUGAACGAGUUAAAGCGAGAAUGAGACGCAAUUUGAUUGGUGUUUCGCGAAAGAAUGUGAAUGAACGAACGGGAACGAAUCAUUUUAAGAAAGUGGAAAAGUGUGGACAAAGGAAGAAAGAUGUAAAAGAAAAAGUGAAAAAUAAGAUGAGUAUGAAAACAGGCUGCAGCUAACGUAACAAAUAGGAGAAGACGAACGGGUAGUUAGAUAAAUAAGGGUAGUAAGUGAAUUUAAACAGAGAAUUAUUAUAUUUAACGCACGAGGUGCUGACGAUCAGGCCCCGCGGACACAAAAUCCUCGAAGUAUUAAUUAAAAGUGGACGCCGUUUUUAAGGUUAUUAUCGACUAUCAUGUUUAUUAUAUUAAAUAAUAGUUAAAGGCUAUCUAACGUUUAACGGUCUAGUUUACACGAUAAAUGAUUACAUGGAAACUUUACCUCUGCCUAAGGAUAGAUUGUACGAAUCGAUUUAACGAGAAAAUAAGGAAAAAUAAAAUGACGAUAAGACAAAAAGUUGUAGCUGGUUAAGAGCGAAUCGAAAAUAAGAUAAGUAAAUAAUGAAAUAGAAUUUUACGGGGAGGGGGGUUGAUCAAUAAAUACUCGAAAGUACACCAAAAGUGCUACCAGGGGAAAUGGGAACCGGUAUAUUCGAGCGAUAGGAAAUCGUGUUAUAGUCCUAAAGGAGAAGAACAGAUAACGUUUGUUUUACCUUUCCGUUUUACCGUCGUCGGACGAGAACAUUUACCGAUUCCUCUCUUUAAUUCUUUUCUUCUUUUUCUUCACUUUUCAGUCGUAGAAUUUUUCGUUUGCCACGUUUGUAUCCUGUCGUUAUCUCGCUGUUGCUUUGUUAUACUUCGAUGCUGCUUUCGAACGUUUACGUAGCGUUUCGAUAAAACGGCAGGCUCUUAGAACGUGUCUUAAAAGCGUACGGCCGUUAGUCGUACGAUUCUAGUAAUCGUAAAAAAUAAAUGAAAAAAAAAAAAGAAAAAGAGAAGGAAGAAAGGUCGACACUCGGCGGAGAGAGUGAGAAUUGUGUGAAUCGAGCGCGUAUAUGCAUAGACGUGAGAGUGCAUGAGGGAAUCCGGACAACGUUGUAGGUAAAUCGAUAUAAUUAUUGAUUAAGGGAUAAGUUGUGUACAAAUGUAUUAUAAAUUAAUGAUUAUCCUCAGAGUACCUUAAACACAGAAAGAUGAGAGAAAACGAGAGAGAAAAACGAAGCUCACCUUUGACUUAAACACACAUACAUACACACAAUAUUACGUAGAAUUUUCUCCCAAACCUCCCCCGUUUUUAUACGGUUGGGCCUUUUUGGCUGAGGUCGCGAAUACUUUUUCAGGCCGUGCUUUUAUGGGGAUGAGGCAAAGCGUAGGAUCAAUACUUAAGGUAUCCAUUAAUUAUCUAAUUAAUUAAUUAAAGCGUAUAAACUUGACAUAAGAGAAAACCGUUGCUUAGGGAAGUAUUAAAAUAGAGAGCGAAACGAAGAUAUUUUUAAUGAAACAAACAAAUGCCAACCAUUGUGUUCUCGUGAGAAUCAUAAUUGUUCCGUAACUCUUAAGUGAAAAGGAAAAAUCGCGUAUCUAAGUCGUUAAUUAGUCGUUGUAAUUUUAAUUCUUUUGUUAGAAAGCAAAUUGUAAUAAAAGGGUGUACGAAAGGUCAGGGAGAGAGAGACUGAGAGCGUUGUUAAAUUGCCGGUUAAUUGGUUAAUUGGAUGAGGAGGGGAGAUAAUAAAAAUGAUUACAAGAGCAGAGAGUGACGAAUGUUGACGAAUGAGAGAUGGAUGGAUAUUACGGUAUAUAGUACGAGGAAUGAAUCGAGAGCCGACGAAAUUAAGUUUACGAGAAAGCAAAUCAUAAAACGAGCAUGGAUCGCUGGUGACUGCAGAAGAGAGAAUCUAGUGACAUAGAGGAAACGAUUGUUGGAAAGUUUCAUGGACACGAGAGGGAGAGAAAGGCAAACAGGUGCGAAUGGGAUUAGCGUGGAAGUGGCGAGAGGAGAGCGUGUAGAGAUAAAUUUUCGACGUUCAAACGACAGAGACACACAGUGCCGCCGACAAGAUUUCUAGUAAUACAAAGAACAUAGUUUGUACGCGAUGUACAAGUGGCACCGUUUGGUGCCGAACCAGGUUUAAGAUUUGCCAAAUCUUUGAUAAGUAAAGAAAAAAAAACGUUAAAAUAAAAAGAUAAAAACACGCGAGACAAUGUAAAAGUUUAUUAAGCUGCAUUACGUAUAUAGUGCAUAGGAAGUACUUGCAUUAAAAGAAUCAUAGCUAAACUGUUAGUGCUUAAAACGCGACGAUGUGAUGAAAGUGCCGACGCAAUAUUUCCAAAUCGUAUCAAGAGAAAAGAAAACCUCCCUAACCACCUGAAAUUUUCAUCAGAAACUUUUUCCAAUAAUUAGAUCCGGCAUUACGAAACUUUCGAGGUAAAUCGAAGACGAGCUGAACACAGAGGUGAUUGUUUUCCUCCUCAUCCCAUCAGGAUCGUUUCUUAUUAGUGUACGGUUGUUUGUCAGUUGAUUUGAUCGCGAAUUGUAAAUUUCGUUCUAUGAUAAUGUAUGUAAAAUACGCGACACACGGUGAGCACAAGGGAAAGGAGAAAGGGACAGAGACUAACGAAAAUUUCGGAGAGUAGCUUAAUAGCGGAUUAACGAUCGUUAUCUAAUUUUAGCGACAUUAGUUAAUCUGAUAAGAAUGAGGGAGUGAUUGGCAAAGAAUAGGGCACGAAUGUCGUCGUCGCGUGUAGGUCCUUGGAUCGAUGGAGGUACACAGAUUUGAUAGUCUGUAGAUUUGAUAGUUGCGCAAUGUUGAUGGAACAAAUCUCACACACGUGAAGCUGAAACAAAGAAAUACACACACACAACACAACAUCCCUUGUCACGUGUGUGAUUUGGCAACGAUAUGAGAGAGGAAGUAAAAAAUCAGCUGCGUAAAUCUUGCUAUUUGUCCGAUAGAAUUGGGGUAGAAUGAGGGAACGGAUAAAACGAGGAAAAACGAACGAUAGAAAAGGUAACGCGAACAUGGUUGAUAAUGACAUGGAGCGGAAAAUCGUCAAAGCAUCGAAGAGUGUGCAUGAUCAUGUGUGCAUGAAUAUUUUCAUUCAAGAGGAAAGAAAGAAAGAAAAUUCUCCGAGUUUGGUGUUUAAUAUUUUCCGUGUGCUGUCAGAGUAAUACGAGAAAGGGUUAACCAUAGAAGGAGAUUCAUUAAGAAAGGUUUAAAUUACGAUAUCAAAAACGUUGUCAGGCAGGUCCAAUUGGGGAGGGCACAAUUUCUAUUUGUAAAUUGCCGAUUUCUGCUUUAUUUUCACUCGAUGAAUAUAUCCUUUUAUAAUUGUGUAACGUUUCACUUCUACCUGCUCUCCUCACUCCCAAAAUGACACAUAAAAACAGUAUCACUACUAUUGCUACUGUACUAUUACUAUUACUAUUACUAUUACUAUUACUAUUACUGCUACUACUAUUACUAUAUUGUAACUACUACUAUUAUUAUUAUGAUUAUUAUUAAUUAUUAUUGAUUAUUGUCAUUAUUACUACUAUUAUUAUUAUUCAUUAAAUACACACAUACACAUAUAUAUAUAAAUAUAAAUAAAUAAAUAAAUAUAUAUAUAUUAUAUAUAUAUUAAUAUACUUAACGGUGUUUCUAGUGGAUUAAUUGAUUAUUGAUACUUAAGAUAUUAUAUUAAUAAUAUUAAUAUAACGAUUAUAAUGAUGAUAUAUAUAAUUAUAUAUAAUUAUAUAUAAAAAUAUAUGAAUAUAUAUAUAUAUAUAUGAUAUACUGAUGAUAAGUUGAUAUGCUGAUAAUUAUUAUGAUAAUAAUAUAGAAGAAAAAGAGUGGAUCAUUAUUCGUAAAGUACAUACUGGUAUAGAUUAUGAGGAUGAUUAAAUAGAAAAUGAUAUUGAUGAAAAAAAACAAAUGAAUUUUGUCAAUCGAAUCCAAACAAUCUCUUCCUUCGUUUUAAAGUCAUCUGUUUUUCGUAUUAUUAAGUGGUUAAUCUUAGAACUUUUAUUUUAUCCAAAAGGUUGAGAGACUUAAAACACUGCACAGUUUGAUAUUGUUAUCAUUAGAUUAUCUAUUCCCGUUUUUUAAUAACCGUGAAUUAAUUACGUAAGAGGAAUGUAUGCAACUCUAAACAAAAUUAGAAAAUAUUUUGCGAAUGAAUGAGCGCGCGAAUGAAAGCGAGCAUGCGAGUGCACGUGGAAGUUCCUUUUUCGCCCAAUUGUUUCGGUACUCACGCCUUUCCGUCAUUCGCUCAAACAGUUGUUGAAAUAGAAUUGUUAUUCUAAACUAGUUCCUUCUACUUUCUUUUUGUCGCUUCUGUUUUGCAAUUAGCUUUUAGCAACAACUUCCGUUUUUCGAAAUCAUUUCGUUUGUGAAAGUUCCACGCGAAUUUUGGUUGCUGGUUCCUCUUCGGUCCUAAUUCAACUGUUUUUUUUUGUACAAACUAAAAUAUUCUUUUUAUCCGGUACUAUUCGAACGCAAACGUAAAUGAUUUUGUUGUAUAGGACGGAAUUACAGAGGUGGUCCACUAUUUCAAAGAAUAUUUUUUAAAUUCCUUUUCUUUACUUUUUUUUAAUAUCAUUGACGUAAGUAAAGAAACGGUGGAGACGAGCUUUUCAUUGGUGCAGUGUUUUAUGCGCGUCCCAACGUAUCAGUUCAUUACAUCUCGAAACUGAGCUUGAUAAAUGUAUUCACUAGAUUAAAAAUAUAUCAUGUAUACUCUCUUA
Molecule: messenger RNA, 18172 nt
Organism: Bombus pyrosoma
Lineage: Eukaryota; Metazoa; Arthropoda; Insecta; Hymenoptera; Apidae
Gene: Hrb27C
Product: heterogeneous nuclear ribonucleoprotein 27C-like
Exons: 8
Coding region: 120-1457 (445 amino acids)
Molecular function (GO): RNA binding
Source: RefSeq, a predicted model, not a curated record